CAGCAGCUCUCUGGUUCAGAGCCUUUGUAACUUGAAGUUAGCGGCAGUGUUUCAGCUGUUGAAACACACUCCUACAGCUCUGUAUGUGGGUUUCUUACCGUAUCUUCACUCCUUUUAUUUUCUUCAUUGACUCUCAAACCGCUAUGGGAGUACACUGGUUGCUGCCGUCCUGUCAAAGGAUUUUUAAAGUUCCUGAAGUGUGAAGGAAGAAAAAAGAGACGGAUAUUCCAAGAAGAGUUGCCUAACCUGACCUGAGGUCUUAGGAUCUUUAUGGAGGUACCAAAGAUGGCAGCUUUGGAAACAAUUGUAUUUACUUUGGCAUCAGUACUCCUGCAUGUGGCGAGAUGUCAGGGGAUCAUGGGAAAAGGAACAGAGAACUUGCCACUAAGGUUCACGCAUCAUCUGUACAACGCAACCAUCUAUGAGAACUCUGCCCCGCGGACGUUUGUUGAGACGCCAGGGAAGAUGGGCAUUGAAAUGACAAAUCAGCUCUGGGAAAUCCAAUAUAAUGUCGUCUCAGGUGAUGACGACGGCCUUUUCCAAGCGGAGGCAGUACAUGUUGGAGAUUUCUGCUUCCUCAGGAUCAAAACACGCAGCAGUAACUCUGCAGUCCUGAACAGGGAGGUCAGAGACACUUAUACUCUCACUGUGGCUGCAAUCGAAAACACUUUUCACUUUGAGGCAAAGACAAAGGUGUUUGUCCAGGUGCUUGACACCAACGACCUAAAGCCUCUUUUCUAUCCUGCCUCGUACAGCGAGGCUAUCAGGGAGGACACUCCACUUAAGUCUAGUGUGGUGAGGGUUAGCGCUACAGACGCUGACAUUGGCAGCAACGCUCGGUUUUAUUACUCUUUCACCAGCAGAGCUCAUCCUUUUGUUGUCGACCCUUUCACAGGCACAGUCAGCCUGGCCAAGAAGCUCAAUCACACUCGCACCGAGAGGUACGAUCUCACAGUUUUAGCUGAGGACAGGACGAAGAAGUUAUCUGGUGUUCAAAAAUUUGGUAAUGUUGCCAGGGUUACAGUAAACAUUCAAAAGAUGUCCAUGGGUUCUCCAGUUAUCACACCUACCCCCAUACUCACAGUCUCUACAGACGGCAAAAUAACUAUCAAUGUCCACGUGGAUGCAGGAGUUAAGCCUGUGGAAUCCCUUAAUAUUGUUGGAGGGGAUCCCCACAAGAGUUUUGAGAUAAUCCCCCUUGGUGUGCAGGGCAGUGACUUCCAAGUGAUCUCUACAAAGAGGAUUAUCUGGUCUCAAUCACCUUUUGGGCUAAAUCUGUCCCUUCAAGCUAAAGACUUGAGCUUCCCAAGUUCACUCUCUCCAAUUACACAAAUCCACAUUCCGGCCUAUCAUUACAGCCCGUUGGCAUUUUUAGAGGACACCUACAUAGUCACACUUAGUGAGUUUUCACCCCCUAAAACCUAUGUAGUUAAGGUUUUGGUCACCUCAGUACCUUAUAAUGUUACCUUUAGUAUAAAAAGCAAUCCAGACAGUACUAAAUUCAAGAUAAAUCCAAGAACAGGAAUUAUCAUAACAACAGAGAGAUUUGACUAUGAGAGAAAGGAGCGAUAUGAGUUUGAUGUAGUGGCCAAUCAUGGGGAUGCUGAGACUCACAUAGUGAUUGAGAUAACCGAUGAAAACGACAACAGCCCACAGUUCACCCACACCUCCUAUGAGGCCACGCUGGAUGAAAACACACCGGUUGGCAGCAGUGUUUUGAAAGUAGCUGCCACAGACGAAGAUAAAGGCAAAAAUGGCUUUAUAACCUAUGCUAUUGCAAACGCAGGCCCCGUACCAUUCACAAUAGACCCAUUCACAGGUGUCAUUUCAACCUCCGAACACUUUGACUACGAGCUGAUGAAGCGGCGGUACCACUUGAGAGUUUGGGCCUCAGACAGCGGCGGCCCCUUCAGUCAGGUCACCGAGUGCCCCGUGACGAUAAACCUGAACAAUGUCAACGAUAACGUCCCUCUGUUUGAGAGGGUGGGCUGCAACACCACCAUCCCUCUGGACUCUCCCAUCGGACACACAAUCGCUGAGCUGUCAGCCAUUGAUGUAGAUGAGCUUCAGCAGCUGAGGUAUGUCAUUGAGUCAGGAAAUGAGCUUCAAGUGUUUGAUAUUGACUCUGUGUCAGGAGCCAUCACCCUCAAGCAACCAAUUCCCCUGCGAGCAAGUUCGUUCAACUUAAGAGUUGUAGUCACAGAUGGCAAACAUUUCUCUGAAGCGUCACUUGUCAGGGUAACUGUCACUAACAGAGGCGAUAAUGCAACGAUCCACUGCCAGGAAACAGGCGUUUUCAAACAGUUGACCGAUAAACUCAUAGAAUCGAUCAAACCCAUUUUAACUAAUCAAGAAGAAGACACGUUCUCUGAUAUCCACAUCACCAAUAGAUAUUCCCCCAAGUUUGACUUAAGCAUCCCGAGUUCAAUCGACCUGAUGGAGGACCAUCCACUGAAUUCCACCAUUGUUCAGUUCAAGGCAACGGACAGAGACACUGGCUUUAAUAGUAAGCUGGUGUUUGCCAUAUCAAGUGGGAACGAGGAUGGCUGUUUCUCCAUUGACAUUUUCUCUGGUGACCUCCAGUUAGUUUGCCCAUUAGACCGAGAGAAUAAAGAGUUCUACAUUUUGAACAUCACUGCUUAUGAUUUGGGAACACCACAAACAUCUGCGUGGAAGUUCCUUGCAGUGAAUGUCAUGGACGUUAACGACAACCCUCCUGUUUUUGAUCAGCCCAGAUAUGUGGUACGUGUGCCGGAAAACACAGAGGUGGACUCCGUUAUUUUUACAGCUCGCGCAAUCGACCCUGACGCAGAUACAAGCGGUAAUGUCCAGUACUCCCUGCUGACGUCUACUGACAUGUUCAGAAUCGAUGAAGUGACUGGCGAGUUGACGGUGGCGAGUGGUUUGGAUCGAGAAACCUCCCCCAGACAUGACCUCAGGAUCGAAGCCAGAGACCAAGCCAAACUCGGCCCGCAGUUGUUCUCCAUGAUAGACCUUGUGGUGGUUUUGCAAGACGUAAAUGACAACCCACCCAAGUUUGUACCCAAAGUUUACAAAAUAAAAGUUCUGGAGGAUGUACCUGUGGGAACUCUCCUUGUCUGGGUUGAGAGUGUUGAUUUUGAUCUGGGCAGCGGAGGCCUCGUCACUUACAACCUUAAGAAUACAGAGAGCGGGAUCUUUAACCUCGACUCUAACACGGGGGCCUUGGUCCUGGAGAGGGAGCUGGACUUUGAGAGACGGCAAAUUUACAACCUCACAGUCCGGGCCGUAGAUCACGGCCAGCCUCGCUCCCUCUCCUCCUCCUGCUUUGUGGAGAUUCAGGUUCUGGAUGUCAACGAGAACCUUCACAGGCCUGUGUUCUCUGAGUUUGCGUAUAAAGCCGGAGUGAUGGAGGAUGCAGCAGUGGGGACAUCAGUGGUCACGCUUACAGCUUCAGACCAGGACCUGGGCAGAGAUGGAGUGGUCCGCUACUACAUCCAUGAUGGCUCUGGUCUCGGGGUGUUUACCAUUGAUGAGGAAACAGGUGAGAUUCGUACGACGGAGUUGUUGGACCGCGAGAUGAGGCCUCACUACUGGCUUUCUGUGUACGUCACUGAUCUGGGGACUGAGCCUCUGAUGUCCUGGACUCACGUGUUCCUGGAAGUCCAAGACGUGAACGAUAACGCUCCAGAACUUUCUCAGCCAGUGUACUUCGCAUCUGUCCAGGAGAACGUGGAAAAAGUCAAUUCCGUCGUCCAGGUGUCGGCCACAGACGUGGACACUUCCUCUGAGGGGAAGCUGUCCUACCAGAUGCUGGAAUUUCAUCGGACAUACUUUGAUGUGGAUCCCAAAACAGGUGUGAUCAGCACUCUAUCAGCCUUGGAUCGGGAGGAUAAACCAGAGCACAGCAUUGAGGUCAUCGUUUCAGAUAACGGAUCUCCGUCUCUGCGCUCCACCGCCACCGUCGUGAUCCGAGUUCUCGACGCCAACGACAACCGACCGAAGUUCACCGACAAACUUUUCCACGUCAAGCUGGCUGAACAGCGUCAGCGGGCAGGUAAACGGGAAGUCUGCAGGAUGGUUGCCCGUGACGACGACGAGGGCUCAAACGCCGAGGUGACCUACAAGCUCCAAGACAACAAGGACGACGAGCGCUUUGAGAUUGACUCGGUGACGGGGGUGGUGACGGCCCACGGGGAUUUCUGGCCCGGGAACUACAGCAUUCUCACGAUUAAAGCCACAGACCAGGGCAGCCCGUCCCGCUCGUCUACGGCGAGACUCGACAUUGAGUGGAUCGCCCUCCCGCCGCCCUCUGCCGAGCCAAUCAUCUUUGAUGAGCCCCAUUUCACCUUUGCCGUCAUGGAAACGGAGCCUGUCACUCACAUGGUGGGCAUCAUCAUGACGGAGACGCAUCAGAUGAUGCGGUGGUUUGACAUCAUAGCUGGUGAUGAAGAAAAGGACUUUGACAUCCAGAGGAAUACAGGAACCAUCUCCAUCGCCCGCCGGCUCGAUGCAGCUCGACGCUCCAACUACAACAUGACGGUUCGGGUCACCGAUGGCCACCACAGCGCCACCACACAGGCCUACAUCCGCGUGCUGGACAUGAAUGAGCAUCGUCCCGUCUUCCUGAAGACGCUGUACGAGGUGAGGGUUCCUGAGGACACGUCCCCCUGGAAGGACAUCCUGCAGAUCAGCGCGCAGGACGCCGACGCCAACAGCAAACUGGUGUACUCCAUCCACAGCAGCCUCCAUCCAGACAGCACCAAGUUCUUCCACCUGGACCCAAAGAGCGGAGUCCUGGUGAUGAAAGAGGAGCUCGACUACGAGAUGAUCUCUGUUCAUACGCUCAUCAUCAUGGUGCGUGACCAGGAGAUCCCAGUGAAGAGGAACUUUGUGAAGUUGAUGGUUCAUGUGGAGGACUGUAACGACCACUCGCCUACUUUCCUCAGCCCCCGCUACGAGGCCAGCAUCUCCAACCUGGCCCCUACAGGCUCGGAGGUGGUCCGGGUCAAGGCUCUGGACAGGGACAUGGGCAGCAAUGCUGACAUCAGCUACUCUCUGAACUCUGGGAAUAUCAACAACUUAUUCUCCAUUGAUCCGGAGCUGGGCUCCAUCAGUGUAUCCAAACCUUUGGACCUUCAACCUCAGGACCACUUCCACUUGACAGUAAAGGCCACGGACCAGGGCUUCCCCCAGCGCAGUGACCUCUGCUCAGUCCACGUCCACAUCCGCAUCUCCGACCAAACUCCACCCACCUUCCCCUCGGAUGAAUACCUAACAGAGAUCAGUGAAUUAAGCACUCUUGGAACACCAGUGGUCACCAUCUUAGCCUCCAGCCCUGCUGCAGUGUAUUAUGGGAUAGAAAGUGGCAACCCAAAUGAAACAUUUCAUGUCAACCGCUACACUGGGUUGAUUUCGAUCCAAAAGCAUCUUGAUUUUGAGAAAUCUGCGUCCUACAAGCUCAAAGUUACAGCUACCACCACGGCUGGAGCCUCGUCUAAGACUGUUGUUUACAUCUACGUAAUUGACAAGAAUGACAACGCUCCUGUUUUUCAGCAGCAACACUACCUGGGGCAAAUACGCGAGUCAGCUCACAUCAAUAGCAUGGUUAUGGGAGAAAGAAACACCCCUCUGGUCAUCCAGGCUUCAGAUGCAGACAAAGAUUUAAAUUCUCUGCUGGUCUACCAGAUCCUCGAACAGGAGGCCCUAAACAUCUUCAAGAUAGACUCAAGUAUGGGUACCAUCUCUUUAAUUUCACCAGUGGACUUUGAAGCCAAAGCCGAGUAUCACUUUACCGUGCAGGUAAAGGACUCGGGGGAGCCAUCGUUGUGUGCAACGGAGCCUGCCAAGGUCACUGUUCACAUCCUAGACCUAAAUGACUGCCCGCCACAUUUCUCCACACCUGUGUACGAGCCAUCCAUCAUCUUCCCAGCUGUCAGAGAUACAGAGGUCGUGCGCGUCAUGGCCCAUGACGCAGACUCAGCAGUCUCAUACAGCAUCACCGAGGGGAAUCUUUACAAUGCCUUUUCAAUUCAUCCCAACACUGGAGUCAUUAGCAUUAGCAAUGUGUCUGAAUUCAGGCCAUUUUACCAACUGGUUGUCAAAGCCUCUGACGGCCUCUACAAAGACUCAGCUACCGUCAAAGUAAACGUGACAAACCUAACAGCCAGCGAUCUUGGAUUUGUGCAGAAAGUGUAUUCAGCAAGUGUUACAGAAAACCUAAAGACAGUCAAAAUGUUGGUGGCACUCAAAGCCAAAGGGUGUUUUUUAAACGAGCCUCUUUUGUAUUCUGUGGUAAACCCAAUGGGAAAGUUUGUAAUUUCCCAGACAUCAGGCAUUCUUGAAACAACAGGUAUCCCUUUUGACCGAGAGGAACAAGAUGUGUAUGACAUAGUUGUGAAGGUAGAAGACCUGAGAACACCAGCUAGGACUGCUACCACCCAGGUCAAGGUUUUUAUAGACGAUGUCAAUGACAACUCGCCGCAGUUUCUGAACUUGCCUUUUUCAAUGAUGAUUUCUGAAACCGCUGAACCAGGAGAUGUUUUAUAUCAAGCAACUGCAAUUGACCGAGAUCUUGGAGAGAAUGGUUCCAUCAUGUACUCGCUGGAGGAGGACUACGGCCUCUUCAGGAUAGAUCCCGACGUAGGCGAUGUGUCCCUUCAAAGGCCUCUUGACUUUGAAACUCUGAAUAAGUAUGUGUUGACAAUCAUGGCUAUAGACGACGGUGAACCAAGUCACAGCACAAUGGCACAGCUCAGUAUUCAAGUAAGAAAUCAAACCAACCCAGUUUUCCAGACCCUUCUGUAUCCGCUGAAAGUCCCCGAAAAUGUCCCCCCGUUCACCACCAUCUUACACGUCCAGGCCAGGAAUCCAGAGGGCUAUCGGCUCAUCUACAACCUUGAAGAGGAAAACGCCUCACAACACUUUCACAUUGAUUUCAAAACUGGUGUGUUGACCGUCACCAACCCCCUCGACUAUGAGAGCCAAAGCAUGCAUGUGUUGACAGUUCGUGCUACUGACUCUGUGACCGGAGCUUUCUCGGUGGCCUCCAUUGAAAUAGAAGUAGAGGAUGUCAACGAUAACAAGCCCGUUUUCUCAAAGCUAUCUUACGCUGUGACCAUUGUUGAGGGUUUCCCAAUCAACACCUCUGUUAUACAGCUUUCUGCCUCUGAUAGCGACUCUGGCAGAAAUAAAGAUCUUACCUUCCAGAUUGUGAAAACGGAGAGGAAUGAGACUGAUUUCUUCGAGAUAGACCCUCAUAGCGGGUUGAUUGUCACAAAACAGGUGCUGGACCAUGAAAAGAUAAAUCACUUUAUUUUGAAAGUCAGAGCCACUGACAAUGGUACUGUUCCUCUUAGUAGUGAAGCCCAUGUCUUCAUAAAUAUCACGGAUGUCAAUGACAACCCACCAGACUUUGUCACCUCCCAGUAUGACGUAGCACUGGAUGAAAUGGCAAAGUGUGGACACAUAGUCAUCAAAAUCCAAGCUUCAGAUCCGGACACUGAGGACCUGAAUAAUCUGAAGUACAAAAUCCUCUCAGGGAACGAAGGCCACUACUUCAACAUCAAUGAAUCCUCAGGAAUCAUCUCUUUUUCUAAUGUCUGUAAGAGGAAUCUGGACCCUUAUUAUAAUCUGACUGUGGCUGUGUCUGACGGAGUGUUUCAGAAAACAGCACCAGUCAACAUUGACAUGAUAAACAGCAACAUGCAUAGUCCGCACUUCAAGCAGAGCAUCUAUGAAGCCGAGCUGGCUGAAAAUGCAGAGGCAGGAACGCGGGUGAUCCGAUUAGCGGCCAUUGACCCUGACGACGGGCCAUAUGGCAGUGUUGACUACACCAUCAUAAACAAAUUUGCUGAUGAGAAGUUUGCCAUCGACACUGAUGGGCAGAUUGUUACAACACAACCAUUGGACAGAGAGAACCCUGCCCAGAGAGUCAUAGCUAUCAAAGUGAUGGCUAAAGAUGGCGGCGGAAGAGUGGCCUUUUGCACGGUCAAGAUUAUUCUCACAGAUGAGAAUGACAACGUUCCUCAGUUUAAAGCAUCGGCGUACCACGUUUCAAUUCAGUCAACUGUAAAUAAAGGCUCCCCUGUCAUUCAAAUCAUGGCUUACGAUGCAGAUGAUGGCAAAAAUGCAGAUGUCACCUACACAGUAGAUGAAGCCGAAGAGGUGACCGAAGACAUUAUCGAGAUCAACCCUUUCACCGGAGUUGUGAGUGUCAAAGAGAGCCUCGUUGGCAUGGAGAACAAGAUUUUCAACUUCAAAGUCAAAGCUCGCGAUGGCAGCCUUCCUUUCUAUAACUCCACAGUCCCUGUUCAGCUCAAAGUGGUUCCUCCUGAGGUUCCUCUUCCGAAGUUUUCAGAGCCUCUCUACACCUUCUCAGCUGCCGAGGACAUCCCCAUUGGGACAGAGGUAGGCUCCGUGAGGGCAGACUCUGACAUGCCACUUAUUUACAGCCUGGUGAACGGGAACACUGUGGAAAGCAACAAGGACAAAGUGUUCAGUUUGGACAAAGAAAGUGGAACAUUGCUGUUGCAGAAGACUAUAGAUCACGAAAAGACGAAAUGGUAUCAGAUAGAUGUGAUUGCUAAGGGGAGCCACAACGGUACUGAUGUUGCGUCACUGGUGUCGGUCAGCAUUCAGGUCCAAGAUGUGAAUGAUAACCAGCCGGUGUUUGAUGCUAACCCAUACAGGGCCUUCCUGGCUGAGAACAUGCCUGCUGGAACCACUGUUAUUCAGGUGACCGCCAACGACCCGGACACAGACACCAACGGUCUUGUGACCUACAGCUUGGAGUCUCUACCCGAUGACACGGCGGCAGACAUCACUGAGGUAUUCUCCAUCGACGGAGAGAGCGGCUGGAUCACCACCCUACGGGAGACGGACUGUGAGGCGACCAGGGUGUACAGGUUCAAGGUGUUGGCUGUAGACCACGGCGGCGACGUCAAGCUGUCAUCCAGCGUCCUGGUGGAGGUGACCGUGACGGACGAGAACGACAACCCACCGAAGUUCUCCGAUGACGUGUACCGCGGCUCAGUGGUGGAGAACAGCAACCCCGGGGAAGUCAUCGUCUCCAUGACAACCACAGACGCCGACGUGUCAUUGGAGAACCGCCUUGUGACGUGUUACAUCACAGAUGGGGACCCUAUGGGCCGGUUCGCCAUCAUCCAGGAGGAUGAGGGCGAGUGGGGUUUGAUUGCGAGGGAAACUCUGGACAGAGAGACCAAAGACAGGUACACGCUCAAAGUCACGGCCACCGACGGGAAGUCUGAAGCUCCGGUGAUCGUGGAGGUCCACGUGCUGGACAUCAACGACAACAGUCCGCUGUGUGAACAGCUGGUGUACACGGAGGCGGUGAUGGAAAACUCGCCUUCCAGCAUGUUUGUGCUGAAGGUUUCGGCUUCAGACCCAGACGUGGGCGCUAAUGGACAGAUCUCCUACACCCUCCACGGUCCCAACGCAGAUAUGUUCCAUCUCGACCACAGGACAGGUGAGCUGUUCAUUUUGGCUGUGCUGGACCGGGAGAAGGAGGUCGAGUACAACCUGGUGGCCAAGGCGACGGACGGCGGCGGGCGCUCGUGUCAGGCAGACAUCCGGCUGACGGUCCAGGACAUUAACGACAACCCGCCUCUGUUCUCCAGCAGCCACUACGAGGUCACCGUGUUCGACAACACGACCGUACGAACUCCCGUCGCUGUCGUGUACGCCAAGGACCCAGACACUGGUAUAAACUCCGAGGUGAGGUACUCCCUCCUGGCGGGCGACAGUGGCUACUUCUCUCUGGAAGAGUUCUCUGGGAUCCUGCGGCUGGAGCGCCCGCUGACCACCAACACCCCGCCCACCUUUGAGCUGAAGGUGAAGGCCACGGAUCGCGGCCUGCCUCGUCACCUCUACUCCGUCGCCACGGUGACGGUGGACGUGGUCUCCCUGGACGACUACCAGCCCGUCUUCCUGAACUCGGAGUACACCGCUCAGCUCCCAGAAUCCUUGGCGGUGGGGUCGGAGGUGCUGAGCGUCUCCGCUCUGACCAGAGACGGCGGGGGGCCAGAUCCCAUCGUCUACCGCAUCGUGUCCGGCAACGAGGACGGACGCUUCCUGCUGGACACGCGGACAGGCCUCCUGACCCUCAUCGCCCCGCUGGACUUUGAAGUCUCCCGACAUUUCUACCUGUCUGUAGAGGGAAGUCGAGGCAAGUCGUCCCUCAGUGACAUCACCACGGUUAUCAUCAACGUGACGGACCUGAACGACAACGCGCCAGUGUUCGGACAAGGCGACUACAGCGCAGAGAUAUCGGAGGAUCUGACGCCUGGAAGCCUGGUGAUGAAGGUUACAGCAACUGAUCAAGACGGUCCCAUCAACAAUCUGCUGCGUUACUCCAUAGUGAGCGGAGACGCUGGGCAGCAGUUCUCUAUUCACCCUCGUAGCGGAGAAAUCUCAGUCCGCACUGCGCUGGACAGAGAAGAGAUCCCUCAUUACUCUCUGACGGUGCAGGCAGCAGAUGAAGGUGAUCCUCCCCUGUCCUCGGCGGUCCUCAUCACCAUCACUGUCAGCGAUGUCAACGACAACCCGCCUGUCUUCUCCCAGGUCAACCACAGUCUAGUGCUGCAGGAGGGCGAGUCCAUCGGCAGCGGCAUCCUCCAGCUGGUGGUGACGGACAAAGACACGCCCAGGAACGGCCCGCCUUUCUCCAUCCACAUCGUCAGCGGCAACGAGGACCGCCGUUUCCACGUCGACCAGGGUGGCCUGCUGUCGCUCUCUGCCCCACUCCGAAAGAAGGUCAAACCCCAUCACCAGCUCAAGAUACAGGUGACAGACAGCGGCCACCCUCCCCUCUCCUCCAUCUGUGUGGUCAACAUCAAUGUCACCGAGCAGAGCAAGUAUCCUCCCUCCGUAGUGCCUUUGGAGGUCUUCAUCACCACCUCCAGUGGUCUGUUUGCCAACCGGGUGAUCGGCCGGCUCCACGCCUCGGACCAGGACCUGCACGACGUCCUGACCUACAACUUAGUGUCAGAACACCCAGAUGGGGGGAGGUUCUCCGUUGACCACACCGAUGGCAAAAUCUGGGCUGAUGAAAACCUGAAGGAGGGCUCCUACUCCCUCAACGUCAGCGUGACCGACGGGAAGUUCAGCGUCUGGACCGGGGUCAGAGUUCACGUGUGGGCGGCCGACCAGCGGGCACUGGACUCGGGCCUGACGCUGCAGCUGCUCGGGCUGUCCCCGGAGGAGUUUCUGGGCGACCACUGGAAAGGCCUGCAGCGCAGCCUUGGACAAGCUCUGGGUUUACCCAGACAUGAGCUCUACAUGGCCAGCCUGCAGCAGCUACCCGACGCCCAGGUCCUGGAAGCCCUGCUCAUCUGGAGGCCUCAGAGUGGACUCGUCCAGUCUCUGCCAACCAACAGACUCGCAGGUGUGAUAUCAGACAUCGAGGACUCUCUGGGCCUCAGCAUCCUCAGGGUGAGACACAACGGUUGUCUUGGUACCGGCUGUCCGCCGCGAGGCUGCAGGAACGCCGUGCGACUAACCCAUGAAAGACUGAGCCAUUUCACCACCGCCAGAGCCGGUUACAUCACCCCACGACACACAUGGGAGAGUGUCUGUCCCUGUAACGAGUCUGCAGUCAAGUUCAAUGGUAAAUCCUACCUGAAGUAUCUUCACGGGAUGGAUGAGGACAACCAGGACUUCAAACUGUCAUUGCGAUUUAAGACAUUCCAGGAGAAAGGCCUCAUUGUGUCCACCAACAGCACCAAGGACUGGGGAACUUUACAGCUGACUGAUGGAGAGUUGCAGUUCAGGUACAGCUGUGGAAACGGCUCCCCCUCUCCUUUACUGAUCCGAUCAGAUCCGGUGUCAGAUGGCAGGUGGCACAGGGUCCUGCUAGAGGUCAACUCCAGCGGCCUGAGACUGAUCAUGGACCAGCAGCACACAGCCUCCGUCACCCUGACCGAGCCAUGUCGGAUGUUGCGCUCCCAUGGUGCUUUGCUCUUCGCUUCUGUCACUCAAGACUCUGAUCCGGGGCUCCACCAGCAUCCGCAUGAUUUCGUUGGCUGCCUAGAAGGCCUGGAGCUGAAUGGGGAACCAAUCAGAGUGGGUGACACAGCGGAGUGGGCCAAGCCGGGGAGCAGGAGGGUGUUUGGGGUGUACCAGUGCUGCAGCAAGACAGGAGCCUGCGACAACAACCCCUGCCAGAACGAAGGGAUCUGCGAGGAGGAUGCCAGCGGAGAGCCGCGCUGCAGCUGUGCCGGACUCUCACGAGGCGCCCGCUGCGAGCUGGCUGAUAACCCGUGCGCCUCUCAACCGUGUCCCCACGGCAGGGUGUGUGUGCCCAAGGAUCAGGGUUACAUGUGCAACUGCUCGCUGGACAACCCCGAAGCAGGGUGUGACAAUCAGUGUUUGCCCAAUCCGUGUCCUGAAAGCUUUGGUUGCAAAGUCACUGACGGCUCCAUCCACUGCGACCCGCUGCCUCUGGUAUCUCCAAUGAUCGGCUACAUGGAAAUCAUGGAGAUCGGUGUCAGCGUGCUUGGAUUGCUCUUCUUGGUUGGCAUCUUUGUUUGUAUCAGGAAACGUUACGUACAGCAGAAGAAGAAAAAGCCCAUCUGCGUCCAGGACUCCAAUGGCUACUUCCAGCCCAGUCUGGCCAAGAGCCUCAAAGCCAACAACCAGGAAGUGAACCCCAUAGAGAUGAGCUCAUUGGUCGGUCCCACCAACGACCUCGACCACACGCCGUUCCGGUCUCUUCGCCCACGCAGCCAGAUCAUUUCGUCAGGAGGCGAGGUUUUCUCUCCAAAGACGCAGGGGCCGGUUGUGUGCAGUGUUGCCCCAAACCUCCCUCCCAGGCCACCGUCCAGCUCCGACAACGACUCCAUCAGGAAGAACCACUGGGAUUAUGAAGUCUAUCCAGCAGACCCCAACUACUACGGCCCCCCAGCAGUCCAGGAGUUCCCCCAGUUUGACAUCGUAGAGGACACCUACUCUACCACCUCCACCAUGGACUCGCGACGGAACUCUCGAUUCGGCGGCUUCCCGUUUCCACUGGAUCGAUGUGACCGCCGCGCUCCCUUACCGCCCUGCUACAGCAACCAGAACCUGGACGACUUCCUGGGUCCCGACGGGCUUCCUCUCCCCAGCUCCCAGUGCCCCAACGAGUACACCGCCAUCAGCUACUACCCCACCCAGCACGCCCGCAGCCUGGACAACGUCUCGGGAGGCUACAAGAGACUCAGCAUGCGUCUGAGCGUGGCGAUGCCGUCGUACGCAGAGCAGGCCAGCCCGGCGCCGAACCCCGCCCAGCCUCAAACGAGACCAGCAGGGCGGAAUCCGAGCAGCUACGAAGGGUCCAGCAUGGUUGAGAGUGAUUACGGGAGCUGUGAGGAGGUGAUGUUUUAAGACCCAAGAUUGGGUUAGAAGCCUACGUCCUUUUUUUUUUGUGGCAAUUUGCGUCCUUGUUCGAUGAUUACUCACUUUUAGUUUCAUGUGGGAGCCUAACAGUGUAAGUACAUGGCACCGUGUUGUACGACUCCAUUCUAAGGCAGCCUUGUGUGCAAGUACAGCUCGUAGAUGGGACUCUUUGAAAAGGCAGCACAGCACACUCGCUGUGAGAGUCUUUUUUUUCACAGAAGAAAGCCAUGUGAACCAUUCAGAUGUCUUUCAUGUGUUUGACUUUUCAAAGUAGUGAAGUCCUACUGUGCCAGACUAGGCGGGGUAAUUUAGAGCUCCUCGGUUACUUCCGCGGAGAGAGUUCAGCAGAAGUUCAUCCCCGAUGUCUGAGAGACGCCACCGAGAGCACUCGUUAACUUGAGAGGGUUGUGAAAUUGCGAAGAGUAUUACUCACUUGACUGUGGACUGUUUCUUUGUCAAAAUAGGGAUAACUCAAGACUUUUUUUAAGCUUUAACAUUAGAAAAUCUGACUCUCAGAAGAGGAUUCUGCUUUCUAAAAAUCACACAACUGCAUUUCACUUCUUGCACACACGAGCCAGCCACUCUGAAAACAUCAAUUUCAGCUCUGUCAAACAUUGAUAAUGGUAUGCAUGCUGUGCACCAAAUUAUAUGAUUGAAUGAGAGACGGCAGGCAUGAGAAAACACAGUUGCCAUGGCAGUGGCCAAUGUGACAUUCAGACGUCUAAUGAAAUCCUGAUGAAGAGCUUUGGUGAGUGUUGCAUUGUACGGAAGGUAACUAGUGUUUAUCAUAUCCACAUUCUGCGGUGUGUUUGUGUUAACGUGGAAUUUCUUUUAUCAUAAAAACACUGCAAGAAAUGUUGGAAAAUGCAGGUUUAAUGUGUGUCUAAUGUGUGCCCACUAUUUCAAAUCUACAGGUAUUAAAAAGACAUUAAGCACAUUUCAUGCAGGUUAAAAAUUUCAAUGAACUCUUUAAUCUGCUUACUGUUGCUGUUUAAUCUCGCUGUCUGUUACAAUGAAGGGGGCUGGAUCCUCAUU
Molecule: messenger RNA, 14406 nt
Organism: Etheostoma spectabile (orangethroat darter)
Lineage: Eukaryota; Metazoa; Chordata; Actinopteri; Perciformes; Percidae
Gene: fat2
Product: FAT atypical cadherin 2
Exons: 29
Coding region: 271-13359 (4362 amino acids)
Biological process (GO): homophilic cell-cell adhesion
Cellular component (GO): plasma membrane; adherens junction
Molecular function (GO): calcium ion binding
Source: RefSeq, a predicted model, not a curated record